CCGCGCGCUCAUUCGAUCGUCAGCGCGCACGCCGCGCACCUCGCGUCACCUGGACCACCACUAGUGCAACGAGCGCGAACUUUCAAAACAUUUUACUGCAAGUUUAUUUUUUCUGUGUGGACUGACUGUUGUGUGACAAAAUGCCUAAGAAUAUUUUAGCUGAGAUGGGGUCCCAAGUGGGCCUCACACCCCGGCAGAACCAGAAGGAGCCAGAACAAUGGUCUCGGCGGCAGAGCGGGCCGAUGAUCAACCCGUCGUUCGAGCCAGACGACUUCCUACCACAAAGCCUGUCACCGGUGAAGGAUGAGAAGAAGAGGCCGGGAGACAAGAGCAUCUUCCUCGUCAACAUGAAUGAGAAGACCAUCCCCGAGGUUGAGGAGUACGAGCCCUAUGACAACAGAGUCGUGGAACAUCCUACGACGAACUUGGAAACGUUUCUUCACUUGAUGAAGGGCAGUUUAGGCACGGGCAUCCUGGCCAUGCCUAAAGCCUUUUCCAACGCUGGUUACGUAGUCGGCUCAGUGGGAACUGUGGUCAUCGGUGUCCUAUGCACAUACUGUAUACAUAUCCUGAUUGACUCCUGUUAUGUGCUGUGUAAGAGAAGAAAAGUGCCAUCGCUGUCUUACACUGCGGCCGCGGAAGCAGCGCUUCUGGAAGGACCUGAUUGGUGCAAGGCCUGCGCUCCAUAUGCAGCGCACGUGGUGAACGCUUUCCUGCUGGUGUACCAAAUAGGAACCUGCUGUGUAUACGUAGUGUUUGUGUCUGAGAACAUUUACUACGUACUCACGAAGUACUUUCAUAUAGAAAUAACAGUUUUCCAAGUGAUGCUGUGCGUGCUACUGCCGCUGGUACUGAUCAACUGGGUUAGGGACCUGAAAUAUCUGGCUCCUUUCUCCGCGAUCGCAAAUGCGGUGACCAUCGUGGGCUUCGGUAUCAUCCUGUACUACAUCUUCAGAGAAACACCCACCCUGGCAGGCAAGGUCCCAGCAGGGAAACUGGCCAACUUCCCUCUGUUCUUCGGAACUGUGCUGUUUGCUCUCGAAGCUAUUGGUGUGAUUUUGCCCUUGGAGAAUGAGAUGAAGACGCCAAGAGACUUCGUAGGCAAGUUCGGAGUACUGAACUGCUCCAUGAUCAGCAUCAUCAUCCUAUACGUCGGCAUGGGUUUGUUCGGCUACCUGCGGUACGGUGACCUGUCCGAAGGCAGUAUCACCCUCAACUUGCCUUCUGAUAAAGACAUUCUCGCCAACGUAGUCCAGUGCCUGCUUGCCUUCGCAAUCUUCAUCACCCACGGACUCGCCUGCUACGUCGCGAUUGAUAUCUUGUGGAAUGAGUACAUCGGCAUCCGUCUACUGAACAGCAAGCACAGACUCCUGUGGGAGUACUUCAUCAGGACCACCAUCGUGCUUAUGACUUUUGGAAUCGCAGCGGCUGUACCGGCUCUGGAGCUGUUCAUCUCACUGUUCGGAGCUCUGUGCUUAUCAGCGCUCGGCUUGGCCUUCCCCGCCUUGAUUCAAAGCUGCACGUACUGGUACUACGUGUCCCGUUCCGAACGCAUCCGCAUGAUAGUCAAAAACGCAAUCGUUGUGUUGUUCGGAGCUCUGGGACUCGUUGUGGGUACUUGGACUUCACUUGAGCGCAUCAUCGCCACUUUCGGCACCGGCGGCAUUGAGGCCGCCAGCCACAACCACACCGUAGCCAUCAACACAACGGUAGCACAUUGAACAAGACCGGGCGGGAGCGUUGAACCACUCUCGUAGCCGUGCCAUCGCAGAACCGUCCGCAUUCAACAAUGCAACGAUUCUUCUUAGGUACAUACCCUAGGAUAUUGUAGAUGUAUAAGUAUUUUUUGAGGGACGUUUUCCAUUGAAACGUUAACAUAUAGUUUAUAAGAGAUGUAUUAUGAAUUGUUGACUCAUAUUAAUUGUAAGACAGCUUUAUUUUAGAGGUAGCAUAGUGUGAUAGGUAGACGUAGGUACAAUAUUUCAUGCUGUUUCAAUUAUCUGUACGCUCUUACUAUACAUAUAUUUAUCUCAUAGGCAACACGCAAGUGCUUUUGUUACAUUGUAAUAUUUUGACUAUUAUUUAUUAGUUCCAGUGACAUAAUUUAUUGCAAUAACUAAUCAAGUAUUAAAAAAUAAGUAUUUAAAUUAUUAUUUAGUUCAAUGACAUUUUCGUUUUGAUAAAUAAAUUAUUGAAUAUUGCCGUACGUUAUGAGCUGAUGGUAACCGUGCCCGACGACUCUGUGAUCAGUUAGUGAUAUAAUAAGCGUAAGUGAGUUCUUGCCGGAUCUGUAUCAAGCUGCUCGAAGGAUUGAAGCUUAGUUUUACGACUACUUUGAUCUGCUUUAACUGCUCGAUAAUCACAUUUUCACAGUACAACAUUCUAAUAUUUUAUAUCUGAUAUCUGUAAAGUAUUUCAUUUGACAUUUGUAACUAAAAAUAAUUUGUUUUUAUUUGAGAAUAUGUAUGCAUUUAGUUAUUUUAAUACAUAGGUAUGGCUAAUCAGGGGCGUCUUAAGCGCAUGUAGAGCCUGAAUGCUCUUACUACUACCCACUAAAGAAAGAUCGGGUUACCCAUUUUUUUUUUUUUUUUGACGGGGGAUAAUAAUCCAAUGACUUCUCCCGCCUUGGGCGAGGCGAGAGGGAGUGUCAGACUCUUACUGACUAAAAACCACCCCGUUCCUUCUCCUGCUUUUCGAGCCGGAGCCCCGGUAAACCCGCUAGGCAGUCCGCAGCUCCGGCACAGAGCUCCGGUACCUUAUACCCAUGCAGUAUAGAUUAAGACGCCCCUGUGGAUAGUUUUAAUGUUAUGCAACAAAGUACCGGUCUCAUUGUAGUUGUCGGGUUAAAAGUAAAACAACAGUAAGCGGUUGUAAUAGUAAGUCGUUAGUAUUAGUAGCAAGCGUAAGUGAUUAUCCUAAAUCAGUGAGAUUGAAUGUUAGUUAAAGGUGGCAUUUUGCUAGAGUUAAAGUACAAUCAGAAUAAGGAUUAAUUUUAUGUAAACACGCUUCUUCGAUGUUCCAGUUGCGUAUUGUUAUAUUUUAAUGAAAAGUUACAUACUAUUACACUUCGGAGCAAUGAAACGGAGCUACUAGCGUUUUUUUUUUUUCGUUUUCGUUUCUUGAUUAAUAUUUUCUGAUACAAAUAUCUUAUUAAUUGGUACCAUAUGUUGUAUGAAAGACAAUAUAAUUCCCUUUAAAAUAAGAAUAUUUUGUUGUAAAACGAAUAAUUAUUUUCAAAAUUAUAGAGAUUUUUUAAAAUGAUAAAGUGGUCCCGUUCUUUUGCUCCCAAGUGUAGUUAUGACCUGAUUCAAAGUAAUGUUGAACAUCGAUCAAGUUUAGUAUAACUGAAAGCAUUGUACUAGUAAGUCGUGAUUUUUUUUUCUUUUUUGUAAACAAUACAUGUCGCAGCUUCACGUAACGUUUUGAUACUCUUUGAUAAUAAUUCAGUUGGAUAUUAUGUGAAAAUUGCUGUCAGCCGUGAUCCUGGUUUACAUCAGUAGUUUCAUAAGGGCUAGUAAGGCUGUUAAGAUUGCACAGAGAAAUAUUUCAAACCGUUAAACGUUUUCAAUUAAUUUGGUUGUCUUAAAGAUUUUUAUUUAUGUUAAAUCUGACUACGAAUCAAAGUUUAGUUGUAAAUUCUAUGAUCUAUCCUCGCUAAAUUGUUACCGAUUAAACUUUUGGUUGUAUGUGACCGGACUUUACGUGGACUUGAACAAAUAAUUAGCAUUUUAUCAUAAUAAUAAUUGUAAAUUCUUAUAGAAAUAUUCAAUUAUUGACAUUGUUUCAGGCAGUAUCCUAUAUAAAUGUAGUUGUAACGUACUCGUACAAAUGCCAAGCGUGUUCCGGUCAUGCAUAUUGAUACAAACUGUGAUGUUGAUAGGUAUAAAUAUAUUUAUUAGGAUGUACUCAUGUAGUGUUUCGAUUAUUUGUUUGUUGUGCUGUGUGUUGGACACGACAGUGAUAAAGUGCUCAGAUGUGUAACUAGGUAAAACCCAAUGUAAUAAAAUUAUUAUCGUAAUA
Spodoptera frugiperda (fall armyworm) is the source of this 4020-nucleotide messenger RNA. Its product is annotated as proton-coupled amino acid transporter-like protein CG1139. Gene Ontology annotation, cellular component: vacuolar membrane. Gene Ontology annotation, molecular function: amino acid transmembrane transporter activity. The record is from RefSeq and is a predicted model, not a curated record. Lineage: Eukaryota; Metazoa; Arthropoda; Insecta; Lepidoptera; Noctuidae. Bases 141 to 1721 code for a protein of 526 amino acids. Gene Ontology annotation, biological process: amino acid transmembrane transport. The transcript is spliced from 8 exons.